Molecule: messenger RNA, 2671 nt
Organism: Talpa occidentalis (Iberian mole)
Lineage: Eukaryota; Metazoa; Chordata; Mammalia; Eulipotyphla; Talpidae
Gene: HSD17B4
Product: hydroxysteroid 17-beta dehydrogenase 4
Exons: 24
Coding region: 115-2328 (737 amino acids)
Cellular component (GO): peroxisome
Molecular function (GO): oxidoreductase activity
Source: RefSeq, a predicted model, not a curated record
CCGUCUCCUCAGAGGACCUGGGAGGUCACUCCCACCCCACUCCAGGCUCCUCCCAGUGCCCCGCAGUCUGAGCUCCCGCGUAGUCGCUGUGGAGUCUCUCAGCGGGCCGGACUCAUGGACUCGGCGCUGAGGUUCGACGGGCGGGUGGUACUGGUCACCGGCGCGGGGGGAGGUCUGGGCCGAGCCUAUGCCCUGGCUUUUGCAGACAGAGGUGCAUCAGUUGUUGUGAAUGAUUUAGGAGGGGACUUCAAAGGAGUUGGAAAAGGCUCACAGGCUGCUGCGGAUAAGGUUGUUGAAGAAAUAAGAAGAAGAGGCGGGAAAGCAGUGGCCAACUACGACUCGGUGGAAGCAGGAGAAAAACUUGUGAAGACAGCCCUGGAUGCUUAUGGAAGAAUAGAUGUUGUGAUCAACAAUGCCGGAAUUCUGAGGGACCGUUCCUUUGGUAGAAUAAGUGAUGAAGACUGGGAUCUGAUCCAUAGAGUUCAUUUGCGUGGCUCAUUCCAAGUGACCCGGGCAGCAUGGGAACACAUGAAGAAACAGAAGUUUGGAAGGAUCAUUAUGACUUCAUCGGCUUCAGGAAUAUAUGGCAACUUUGGCCAGGCAAAUUAUAGUGCAGCAAAGCUGGGUCUUCUAGGUCUUGCAAAUACUCUUGCCAUUGAAGGCAGUAAAAGCAACAUUCAUUGCAAUACUAUUGCUCCUACUGCUGGAUCACGGAUGACCCAGAGUGUUUUGCCUGAAGAUCUUCUAGAAGCUCUGAAGCCAGAUUAUGUGGCGCCCCUGGUUCUUUGGCUUUGCCAUGAGAGUUGCGAGGAGAAUGGUAGUUUGUUUGAGGUUGGAGCAGGAUGGAUUGGAAAAUUGCGCUGGGAGCGGACCCUUGGAGCCAUUGUAAGACAGAAGAAUCAGCCAAUGACUCCUGAGGCGGUGAAGGCUAACUGGAGGAAGAUCUGUGACUUUGACAAUGCCAGCAAGCCUCAGACAAUUCAAGAAUCAACUGGUGGUGUAAUUGGAGUUCUAAGGAAAAUAGAUUCAGAUGGAGGAGUUUCGACAAAUCAUACUGGUCAUGCAACAUCAACAGCCACAUCUGGACAUACUGGCGCUAUUGGCUAUAAAUUUCCUCCAUUUUCUUCUACUUAUACGGACAUGGAAGCUAUUAUGUAUGCCCUUGGAGUGGGAGCAUCGGUGCAAGAGCCAAAAGAUUUGAAGUUUAUUUAUGAAGGAAGUUCUGACUUCUCUUGUUUGCCUACUUUUGGAGUUAUCAUAGCUCAGAAAUCUAUAAUGGGUGGAGGACUAGCAGAGAUUCCUGGGCUUUCGAUCAAUUUUGCAAAGGUUCUUCAUGGGGAACAAUACUUGGAGUUAUAUAAACCACUUCCCAGAGAGGGAAAAUUAAGAUGUGAAGCAGUUGUUGCUGAUAUCCUAGAUAAAGGAUCCGGUUCAGUAAUUCUCAUGGAUGUCUAUGCAUAUUCUGGAAAGGAACUUAUAUGUUACAAUCAGUUCUCUCUCUUCCUUGUUGGCUCUGGAAGCUUUGGUGGAAAACGGACAUCAGACAAAGCUAAGGUAGCUGUAGCCACACCUAACAGAGCUCCUGAUGCUGUCCGUACAGACACCACCUCACAUAAUCAGGCUGCUUUGUACCGCCUUAGUGGAGAUUGGAAUCCCUUGCACAUUGAUCCUAACUUUGCUGGCUUAGCAGGUUUUGACAAACCCAUAUUACAUGGAUUGUGUACAUUUGGAUUUUCCGCCAGGCAUGUGUUACAGCAGUUUGCAAAUAAUGAUGUGUCGAGAUUCAAGGCAAUUAAGGCUCGUUUUGCUAAACCGGUAUACCCAGGACAGACUCUACAAACUGAGAUGUGGAAGGAAGGAAAUAGAAUCCAUUUUCAAACCAAGAUCCAAGGAACUGGAGACAUCGUCAUUUCCAAUGCUUAUGUGGAUCUUGUGCCAACAUCUGAUAUGUCAGCUAAAAUACCCUCUCAGGGUGGGCAGCUUCAGAGUGCCCUUGUAUUUGAGGAAAUAGGCCGCCGCCUUAAGGAUGUCGGGCAGGAGGUGGCAAAGAAAGUAAACGCUGUGUUUGAGUGGCAUAUCACUAAACAUGGCAACAUUGCAUCUAAGUGGACUAUUGACCUAAAAAGUGGUCCUGGAAAAGUAUAUCAAGGCCCUGCAAAAGGCUCUGCUGAUGUGACAUUCAUACUUUCAGAUGAAGAUUUCAUGGAGGUGGUCCUGGGAAAGCUUGACCCUCAGAAGGCAUUCUUCAGUGGCAGGCUGAAGGCCAGAGGGAACAUCAUGCUGAGCCAGAAGCUACAGAUGAUCCUUAAAGACUAUGCCAAGCUCUGAAGGAUGUACUACAUUACUAAUAAAAAUAGAAAAAUUAAAAUGCUCUGUUCACCCAAAUAUGCAGACAUGAUUCAGCAAAAGUGAUCGAACUAACAUACCAAGAGAAAUUGCUUAACAUUUUCAGAUUUCAGAUAACUUUUCAGAUUUUCAUUUUAUACUAAUUUUUCAUGUUAUCAUUAUUUUUACAAGGAACUCUAAGCUAGCAUGUAACUAUCCUUCUGUUCUUAGAGCUAUAUCUUGGUAAUAAAAAAUUUUCACCCAAGUCCAGUGUCUUCAGAAUUUGUGAUCGCUUUUGUAAGUUGAAAGUAAAAUUAAAAGAGUAAGUUGAAAGUAAAAUUAAAAG